CCACUCAGCAGGACAGUCCGCCGGAUAGCGUACAGUGGAGAGCUAGUAGCAACAUAUAUCACAGGCAAGAAUCCUCUCUCCCUCUCGAAAUCUGACCACCAUCCACGAGAAAUGCUGCCUCUAAGCUCUCAGGCUUUUGUGUGCGAUCCUCGCCCAGACUACCCUCUGCUCGUCACGGCGAAGCGAUAUUCAUUGCCUGGAUACACAUGCGAAGAUCCAGACGCACUGACAUUGAUAUUGACCCACGGAACAGGAUAUCACAAGGAGCAGUGGGAGCCCACCCUCGAGCAUCUCUUCGAGAGCCUCGCUCCGAGUCGGGCGGGUGAAGCCAGUCCAGUGAAGAUACGCGAUGUCUGGGCAAUUGACUGUCCAAAUCACGGCGACUCCGCCGUCUUGAACGAGCAUACGCUUCUGUGGGGAUACGAUAAUGUACUCAGCUGGGAAGAGUACGCGCGCGCUGUGCACAUCUUCCUCAGCGGCUUGGGCCGCGGCGUAGAUGUCGAUUUCAGUAAGCGCAAGCUCGUCGGUAUCGGCCAUUCGAUGGGAUGCAUAGCACUGUACGUGUUCACGACCCUCCAACGAACAACCCAGGAUCAUCGCAAACACCUUCUUCCCGAAACUCAGCUUCGAGUCCUUCAUCUUCGCCGAGCCGAUGUGCUUCCCCAAGGAUCCAUGCCUCCCAGCUUCUCGACCCUCCUGACCACCGGCGCCGAGAAGCGUCGCGACAUCUUCGCCUCGCGCGAGGAAGCCCUCUCUGGACCACGGGCUGCGCGACCUCCCGACGGCUGCUACCCAGACAAGACCGCGGGCGUGACCCUGAAUGCACAAGGCACAGGAGGCGCCUGCUACCGCGACCACAGCAACACAGGGCGCGUGCGUGCCUUCAAUUAUCUGCCGACGCUGUGUGCUGCGCGGCCCGUACACGUCGUCUUCGGUGCCAUCGACGACUACAUGUACAACAAGCAGGCAUCCGCACGGCGCGUCCCCGGAGCAGGCCACCUCAUCGUACAGACGCAGCCCCGAGGGCUCGCCGAUGCCAUUUGGGCGAUCUUGACUAAGCCCGGAGUGGAGAAGACAAGUCGCGAAGCCAUUAGCGGCCUCGCCCAACCCUUCAUAUGAAGACUACGUUCUAUGCA
Molecule: messenger RNA, 1136 nt
Organism: Fomitopsis serialis
Lineage: Eukaryota; Fungi; Basidiomycota; Agaricomycetes; Polyporales; Fomitopsidaceae
Product: Alpha/Beta hydrolase protein
Exons: 9
Coding region: 112-1119 (335 amino acids)
Source: RefSeq, a predicted model, not a curated record